AUGGCUCCCUACGGAGAAGGCUACACCAGCAGUGCGCGUGACAGCGCUCUCAGUUGCAGCAUUGCAGUAUCAAUCGCCGCUCCGGCCUGCACUUUGAGCCGGAAGAAGCAUGGAGCAAAUGGACACCAUAUUUCAGCUGCAGAUGAGGAUGGAGAAGACGACGGAAUCACGAGACCUUCUCGGGGAGAACGGCCAUAUCUGUGUUCGGAGUGCGGUCAGACUUUUAAACGGAAAUCCAAUCUGCAAAGACACGAGAGAAGUCACACGGGCGAGGGUUUUCCAUGUGUCGAGUGCGGGAAAAGUUUUCUGCGUAAAGAUAAACUCAAAACGCACCUGCAGAUGCACGCGGGUGAAAAGUUGCAUACGUGCCCAGAGUGCGGGAAAGGUUAUUUACGCAAAGCAGGACUCGAUAUACAUCUGAGGACCCACACGGGCGAGAAGCCGUAUUCCUGUCCACAUUGCAGGAAAUGCUUUACCACCAAGUACAGUCUUUCCCAACAUCGGUCGAUUCACACAGACAAGGGUUCCUUGACUUGUUCGGAGUGCGGGAAAAGUUUUGAAAGGAGAUCCGACUUCGACGUGCAUCAGAGAGUCCAUUCUGGUAAGCUGAUCUUUCCGUGCUCGGAGUGCGGGAAACUGUGUAUAAGUAAAUACCAGCUCACUAUACACCAGAGAAGUCACACCGGGGAAAGGCCCUUCCCAUGUUCUCAGUGCCAGAAAUCGUUCAUAGUAAGGUCAGAUCUCCUUGUGCACCAGAGAACUCACACUGGCGAGAAGCCAUUUUCAUGUCCGGAGUGCGGGAGAGGUUUCACACAGAAAGAAAACUUGAACAGCCACAUGAAAGUGCACACUGGCGAGAGGCCGUUCUCCUGUCCGGAGUGUGAGAAGUCUUACAUCCGAAAUAGUGAUCUGGUUGUGCACAUGAGCACUCACACGGGUAUGCAUCCUUUCUCUUGUUCAGAAUGCGGGAAAGGUUUUUCUCAUAAGGGAAAACUUCAUAGACACCAUAAAAUGCACACGGGUGAGCGGCCUUACACUUGUUCAGAGUGCGGGAAAAGCUACAGAGACAAUGGGCGUCUUCUUGAACACCAAAGAAGCCACACAGGAGAGCUCCCCUUUUUAUGUUCAGUGUGCGGGAAAGGUUUCAAACGGAAAUUUGAACUCGUUUCACACCGGAAAAGUCACUCGGGUCCGCGUUCUCUUUCCUGUCCAGAGUGCGGGAAAAGUUUUGUUGGUAAACGGGACCUUACUGUUCACCGGAGAAGUCACAAGGGUAACUGA
Nanorana parkeri is the source of this 1281-nucleotide messenger RNA. RefSeq names its product oocyte zinc finger protein XlCOF6.1-like. The record is from RefSeq and is a predicted model, not a curated record. Lineage: Eukaryota; Metazoa; Chordata; Amphibia; Anura; Dicroglossidae. The transcript is spliced from 2 exons. Gene Ontology annotation, molecular function: DNA-binding transcription repressor activity, RNA polymerase II-specific. The coding region runs from base 1 to 1281 and encodes 426 amino acids. Gene Ontology annotation, biological process: negative regulation of transcription by RNA polymerase II.